AUGAGACUCAACAUUUCAAAGGCAACAAAAGACUCAUCUCUGAGAGAAGAGCAUGUUUUGGUUCAGGAGAAGAACGCAGAAGAAAUCAUGAAUGAGAACAGCACUAUUGUAGUUGGAUUUAUUCUCCAAGGAAUCUAUCAACAAUCUGAUUUACAAGCCUUGCUUUUCACAGCCUUCCUGAUCAUCUAUAUUUUUAUCUUGACGGGAAACACACUGGUUUUUGCUGCCACAGUCUUUAAUCGUGCUCUGCACACACCCAUGUAUUUCUUCCUUAGACAUUUGUCUUUUCUGGAUAUCUGCUUUGCAUCUGUAACUCUCCCCCACAUGCUUAUGAACCUCCUGUCAGAGAAGAAGACUAUUUCCUUCUUAGGCUGUGCCAUGCAGAUGUUCUUUUUCAUCUUUUUGGGGGCUUCUGUGUGUUACCUCCUUGCUGUAAUGGCAUAUGACCGUUAUCUGGCCAUCUGUCAUCCUUUACAUUACAUCAGACUCAUGACUAAGAGGGCCUGCUUCCUGUUAGUUGCUGGCUGCUGGCUAACCGGGUUGUCCAUAUCCCUAGUGCAGACACUGUUGCUAUUUUCCCUCCCCUUCUGUGGGUCUGACAUCAUCAACCACUUCUUCUGUGACAUCCUCCCACUCAUGAAGCUACACUGCCCCAGCUUCCACAUAAUAGAUGUGGAGAGGAUUCUAACAGCGUUUCUGGUGCUUGCCACCACAUUCAUACUCAUCCUGGUUUCCUACAUUCUGAUCAUUGCAACCAUCUUGAAGAUUCCCCUGAUGGGUGGAAGGCAAAAGGCUCUGGGCACCUGUUCCUCACAUAUCCUCUCUGUGCUUGUCUUUUAUGGAGCAGUUAUGUUCAUGUACUUGAGGCCCCAUUCUCAUUAUUCAGAUUCUAUGGAUAAGCUUCUUUCCCUGACCUACACUGUAGCUCCUGCAGUGCUCAACCCUAUUAUCUACAGUCUGAAGAACAAGCAGGUGAAAGAUACCUUAAGGAAUAUGUUCAUCGAAAGAAACUGUUCUGUAGGCACAUGA
This is a messenger RNA of Varanus komodoensis (Komodo dragon), 1029 nucleotides long. RefSeq names its product olfactory receptor 10A2-like. NCBI's taxonomy places the organism in Eukaryota, Metazoa, Chordata, Lepidosauria, Squamata, Varanidae. Gene Ontology annotation, molecular function: olfactory receptor activity; G protein-coupled receptor activity. Gene Ontology annotation, cellular component: membrane. Gene Ontology annotation, biological process: G protein-coupled receptor signaling pathway. The transcript has 2 exons. The coding region runs from base 1 to 1029 and encodes 342 amino acids. The record is from RefSeq and is a predicted model, not a curated record.